AUGCGACUUCUUCUCGAGAUGUAUGAACUAACAAUUCAAGUUAUCUACCCCUUCCCACAUACACACUAUACAAUGAUGGAAUGCCUUCUUUGGUUCCGGCUCCCGGGGUCUCAAGAGCGGCGGCCCGCGCCUAUCUCGACCCCCAACCCCUCCGCGCUCCACUCUCGUUUGCCUGGACGCGGAGGUCGGUGCCCACUUGCCCAUUUUCCGCGCGCGCGGGGACUGGGCGGGAAUCUGACGCCAGGGGGUGCUCGCCUUUCGCUCCCUUAUAACCGGUCAGGGGUAGGCUCCCCCGCACCCGCCCCGGGUGAGGAGAAUCUGAAGCUCCGAGCGCUAGGGAAAGGGGCGGGGAAAAGCUCGUUUGCAAAAAAAAAAAACUCGUGCAGCGUGUACAGCACAGUCGGGAGCGCAUUUAAAUUCCCCGCGCGCCUGUGCAGGAAGCGGAGUGAGAUCACCCCAGGAGAGGCUGUCACAGGGCGCGGCGGCCGGGGACCGGGAACGGCACCGCGGUGGGGGCCUCCUUCCCGCUUCCUCCUCCUCCUCGGCCGGGCGGCCUCUUCGUCUUCUCCCCGCUAUGGGUCGCUGGCCGCCGCCGAAGACUUCGACAGCGACCGGGCGGGCGCAGCUCGUGGCCGUCCUGUCGCAGAUGAGCCCGGCCUCGCUCUGCGGCCCCGCAGGGCCAGCAGCCGCGACAGGAGCGUGCUGGUGAGCCCGCGCGGCUGCGCCUCGGGCAGUGCUCGCUGGGCCGCGCAGGCUGCUGCAGGGCCCACGGCCGCCCCGACGCUAGGGGCGCGCGGCAGCGCCUCGGCCUCCCCUGCCCGGAGCCGAGCAGCCGGCCGAUCGGUGUCCCCGGCGCUCUCCCGCCGCCUCCCCACCUUCCUGAGGCGGCCGAGGCCCAGAGGCGCCGGCGGGAGAGCGGGGGCCGCCCCAGAGGCCCGAAGGCCCGGAGCACAGAGGGAUAUGGGCGAGGUCGGCGCCCUGUUUCCGGAGUCCCAGGAGGCCCGGAGGCGAAGCGGCCAGUGGGUCCGGGCUGCCGCUGCCGAAGGCCCGGGAAGGCGAAGCGGCCACCGGCCCGAGCCGAGGAGUCCCGAGCAGCCACCGCGGGCGGGAAGGGCCGAGGACGACGAGGAGGCGGCCAGCGCGGAGGGAGGUGGUCACUGCGGAGCCCUGAGCAAAGAGAGCCUGCACUGCCAGGCCUUAGAGCAGAAAUGUAGCUAUUAUCACUGCAAGGACCGCAACAUCCGACGGGAAAGUGCUUGCGCGCGCGCGUGUGUGGUGUGGUGUGUACAGGGCGCUAACCACGUUUACUUCAAGCAGUUUUGCCUAAGUUGUCAGAAGUAUUAUAACCCUUACCGAGUGGAGGAUACUUGUCAAAAUUGUAAACAGACUAAAUGCUCCUGCCCAGUAAAACUUCACGUGGACUCCGAAAGGCCUCAUCGUCAAGCGUGUGGGAGAUGCAAAGGCAAACCUUUCUCCUGCGACAGCACUUUCAGCCUCAAAUAUAUCGUUUAAACGAACAUAAAACGAACCUGCUGAAGUUGUGCUAAUGCAGCAAACAAGUAAGAUUUUCUCCAUGCCCCUUCGCCUUUCCACCUCCUCCUUCUCAAAAUACUUCAUGAAAGACAGUGUAUUUUGACAAUACCUUCAAAUAAACGUAUUGCAAAACCGAUUUUAAGACAAAACAAAUAAUUUUAAAAAAUAACAAAACUAAGGAUUAAGGACUCACUCAGUUACCAGGAAACUGAUGUACAGGCAAAUGUCUGGGAACACCACUUGUGGUCAUCCCUGGGGGAGACUAUGUUAAGGAUAAUUGUUGUUUGUUGUUGGGUGACGUCCAGUCGAUUUUCGACUCAUGGUGACUCCAUGUGAUACAGUAGAGUUUUCUAGGCUGGUGGCGCAGGGAUUAA
Trichechus manatus latirostris (Florida manatee) is the source of this 1907-nucleotide messenger RNA. RefSeq names its product zygote arrest protein 1-like. The record is from RefSeq and is a predicted model, not a curated record. Lineage: Eukaryota; Metazoa; Chordata; Mammalia; Sirenia; Trichechidae. Gene Ontology annotation, biological process: translation. Gene Ontology annotation, cellular component: cytoplasm.